AUGAAAAUCCACAUCAAAGAACAAUUGCGGAAGAUUGGAUAUCCCGAAACAACUGACAUGAAAGCGCCUUCUCAACUGGUUAAGACAAAGGGUGCUCUGAAGAAAUCGAAGCCUACAUUAAAUGACAACUCGACCACAUGGGCUCCUUCGUAUUGUGAGCACGUCGAUAAACUUUUUCCCGACUCACCGACUCCUAAAUCUCAAAAAUCUCAAACAAAUUCAAACAAAGGAGCUCGCAUAAGCAAACCGCCUCCAACAUCUAUUCCACCAAAAAUUCCAAUCGUCGAAGAGAUGCCUAUUCCACCGAAAAUUUCGUUCAUUGAAGAGAUGCUGGUUUUUAUGUACAAAUAUAUCGAACGCAUCAUCAAUAUUGUGGGGGACGGUAAUUGCGGUUACCUGGCCGUCUCGGGGUUGCUUGGUAAUGGAGAGGAUAGCCAUACUCUUGCCUGUCAUCAACUUAUCCAAGAGUUGAAGAUACAUAAAGACUCGUACAUGCGGUUAUAUGGAGAGGAAUCUAAAUUUGAAGCGGUUAACGAAGCUCUUGUUCCUUGGUUGGGCGCUUACGCACCGGUGUCAAAAUGGAUGAGAUUCCUGGAAAUAUGA
Molecule: messenger RNA, 603 nt
Organism: Vicia villosa (hairy vetch)
Lineage: Eukaryota; Viridiplantae; Streptophyta; Magnoliopsida; Fabales; Fabaceae
Exons: 1
Coding region: 1-603 (200 amino acids)
Source: RefSeq, a predicted model, not a curated record